AUUUCAUUCUCCUUCAACUAUCAUAUCAUAAAGUUUGCUAUAUUUUUAUUUUUUUCCUUUUGCACUAUGGAACAUGAGUACGAGGAGCAACUACAAGAACCAGUUAGUCCUAUUGGACAAUACUUCAAUAGCUCAUCACUAUGCUUAUAUAUUAUUGCAGUUUUGGAAUUUGAAGUUGCCAUUGAUGAUUUGCAAGUUUUUGCUCUUCUUAAAGAUAUUUUCCUUCCCAUUAGUCCUCGCUUCUCCUCCAUCAUGGUACAAGAUAAAAAUGAGGAAAAAAGAUGGAAGAAAGUUGAUGUGAACUUAAAAGACCAUGUGAAAACACCAAUAUUUCCAAAAGGAAAAUCAUUAGAAUUUUAUGACAAAUAUUUUCAUGAUUAUUUGUCAACCAUAUCAAUAGAGCAAUUACCACAAGGAAAACCAUUAUGGGAAAUACACAUAAUAAAUUACCCUACAAAAAAUUCAUUAGGCACAAUAAUAUUCAAACUUCACCAUGCACUUGGAGAUGGUUACUCUCUAAUGGGUGCACUUCUUUCUUGUCUACAACGUGCUGAUGAUCCAUCUCUUCCUUUGUCAUUUCCAACUCUUAAACCAUCAAAAUUAGAACCUUCUAAUAAAAGUAUUUGGACAAAAUUUUCUUGUACUAUGUCCUCUAUUUUUAAUACUGCCUCUGAUUUUGGAUGGAGUGUAUUGAAGAGUAGUAUUAUUGAUGAUGAUAAAACUCCUAUAAGAUCGGGUGAUGAUGGAGCUGAUUUUCAACCAAUUUCUAUAUCAAGUAUUGCAUUCUCUAUUGAUCAUAUCAAAGACAUCAAAUCCAAGCUUGGAGUGACUAUGAACGAUGUGGUGACUGGAAUUGUGUUCUAUGGAACAAGACUAUACAUGCAAGAAAUGGAUUCAAAAUCAAAGACAUCAAACUCAACAGCAUUGGUAUUACUUAAUACAAGAAACAUUGAAGGUUACCAAUCAAUUGAUGAUAUGCUCAAUACUAAAAAAUCAAAGGGUCUUUGGGGGAAUAAAAUUACAUUCUUGCAUGUACCAAUACCAAAAUUAAAUGAAACCAAAAUUUUAAACCCUCUAGAUUUUAUUCAUGACACACAUAAUAUAAUCAAUAGGAAAAAACAAUCCUUAGCUGUGGCUCUUACAGGGACACUUUUGGAAAUUGAAGGCAAAUUCAGAGGUCAAGCGGCAGUAGCUAAACAUAUUAGGAGAACAAUAACAAAGUCAAGUGCAGUGGUUACAAAUUUGGUUGGACCAGUUCAACAAAUGUCUUUGGCUAACCAUCCUGUAAAAGGCUUGUAUUUCACAUUGGCCGGUGGUCCUGAGAGUCUUGUCAUUUCAAUAAUGAGCUACAUGGGAGAGCUAAGAGUUUCCCUCAAAACAGAGAAAGAUUUCAUUGACGAGAAGAGGUUCAAGUCUUGCAUGCAAAGUGCAUUUGAGAUUAUAUACAAAACAGUCAUGGAAGUUGUUUCUCAUGACACAAAUUGAACAUUAAUGUUCCUCACCAAAUUAAACCAAAAUGUUUAAAGUUGUGUAUUUCAUUUAUAUCAUUGGAAUUUGUUUUUACUAUUUAAUUUCUUAAAAUUAUUAUCUAUAUUGUGUAAAAAAAAAGUAUUAUCUAUAUAACAUUAGUAAGGAUUUAUCAA
Messenger RNA from Trifolium pratense (red clover), 1643 nucleotides. Its product is annotated as wax ester synthase/diacylglycerol acyltransferase 11-like. The transcript has 5 exons. Gene Ontology annotation, biological process: triglyceride biosynthetic process. The record is from RefSeq and is a predicted model, not a curated record. The coding region runs from base 67 to 1485 and encodes 472 amino acids. Gene Ontology annotation, cellular component: plasma membrane. Gene Ontology annotation, molecular function: diacylglycerol O-acyltransferase activity; long-chain-alcohol O-fatty-acyltransferase activity. Lineage: Eukaryota; Viridiplantae; Streptophyta; Magnoliopsida; Fabales; Fabaceae.